AUGCAGCGGCCUGGGGAGCCCGGCGCCGCGCGCUUCGGGCCGCCCGAGGGCUGCGCCGACCACCCGCCGCACCGCUACCGCAGCUUCAUGAUCGAGGAGAUCCUCACCGAGCCGCCGGGGCCCAAGGGCGCCGCGCCCGCCGCCGCCGCCGCCGCCGCCGCGGGCGAGCUGCUCAAGUUCGGCGUGCAGGCGCUGCUGGCGGCGCGGCCCUUCCACAGCCACCUGGCCGUGCUGAAGGCCGAGCAGGCAGCGGUGUUUAAGUUCCCGCUGGCGCCGCUGGGAUGCUCGGGGCUGGGCUCAGCGUUACUGGCCGCAGGGCCUGGACUGCCCGGCGCCCCUGGCACACCGCACCUGCCGCUUGAGCUGCAGCUCCGUGGGAAGCUGGAGACGCCCGGCACCGGGGAGCCGGGCACCAAGGCCAAGAAGGGGCGUCGGAGCCGCACAGUGUUCACCGAGCUGCAGCUGAUGGGCCUAGAGAAACGCUUCGAGAAGCAGAAGUACCUCUCCACCCCCGACAGAAUAGAUCUCGCGGAAUCCCUGGGCCUGAGUCAGUUGCAGGUGAAGACGUGGUACCAGAAUCGGAGGAUGAAGUGGAAGAAAAUAGUGCUGCAGGGCGGCGGCCUGGAGUCUCCCACCAAGCCCAAGGGGAGGCCCAAGAAGAACUCCAUUCCCACGAGUGAGCAACUCACGGAGCAGGAGCGCGCCAAGGAGGCGGAGAGGCCGGCGGAGGCGCCAGGCGAGAUCAUCGACAGGAGCCGCGAGGACUGAGCGUGCAAAGCGGCGAGCCGGGACCCCCGCGCUGCCGAGGCCCCCUCCGCGCGCGGGAAGCCGCGAAUAGGCCCUUCUGCGGCCCCGCCAUUUGCUUUCUCAACGUUUCAUUAUUACCUUGAAUGCGGACAGUUAGGGGCCAAGAAAGGACACAGACCCUGCAGCCAAGCCCGGCCCCAGUGCGCUCCCCGGCCCGUGCCUGGAGACUCGCGUCUGGCGCGUGGCACGCCUGGGCCCGGAGCUCCGCGCGCAUUCACGCCCCGCUCCUCUCCCGCACCCCCACCGGCCUCGGCCGGCCCCCCCCGCGUCCGGACGCCGCCGGCACACACCCGCUUCCGCGCGUCGGGGACUCAGCGGCCCGGCGCAGGCCACCACGGCCCGAUAGGGCGCGCGGACAGCCCGGUGGCUCUACCCUGAGGCCGGGUCCCCGACGUCGCUGGGGCUCCUACCCCUCUCUUGCGAAGACAGUGAUUUUUUUCCAAUAAAAUAUUUUAU
Messenger RNA from Panthera uncia (snow leopard), 1263 nucleotides. It is a transcript of the gene BARX1, whose product is annotated as BARX homeobox 1. The transcript is spliced from 4 exons. Gene Ontology annotation, biological process: regulation of transcription by RNA polymerase II. Lineage: Eukaryota; Metazoa; Chordata; Mammalia; Carnivora; Felidae. Gene Ontology annotation, molecular function: RNA polymerase II transcription regulatory region sequence-specific DNA binding; DNA-binding transcription factor activity, RNA polymerase II-specific. Gene Ontology annotation, cellular component: nucleus. The record is from RefSeq and is a predicted model, not a curated record. Bases 1 to 768 code for a protein of 255 amino acids.